UGAGCAGGCGAGCUGGGCCCAGAACACCAGGAAUGUCACCAGCAACCAACGGGCUAGACUCCUUCUCUCUCAGUGUCUCUCUUUUUUCCCUUCCUCAUCGUCAUCUUUUUUCACUCUCUUCCCUCCUUCCAUCUGCUCCACCCACAGACCCCAACCUGCGCUUGCCUCCCCGGUCCGGUCCAUUGAGAGAGUGACAUUGACUCAUCCCGUCGGACCCCGUCAACCUUCUUCAUCGCCUACCUCCAUCCUCCGGUCUGCACUCCGACUUUUUGUUCCUCUUUCGUCAUUGCCUAUUUUCCGUCGACCUCUGUCACGAUCAAAGGAGUGCUUGAGUUGAUGUUGACGGCCUUUAAUCACCUCCCUUCGCACGCACUGAUACAAACGUCACCUACCUAUUUGCAUUGAACACACCAAACCUCACCUUCGUCUCACCACAUUCACGGCGCAAACAAGAUGAGAAACGCGAUUCUUCUUGCCGCCGGCCUGACGGCUGUCCGUCACGCGUCUGCUGCGUACGACACAACGAUCUGCGGCAAGACGAACAAGUUUACGAGCUCAGAUACCCAAUUCAUCUUCCAGUCAAAUGCCUGGAACCCAGUUGGAAAUGGCUCUUCCUGUGUGUCGGUCGACCAGUCCGUCCCGGCCUUCGACGCCAACUGGAACUGGGAAGAGGACAAGAACAAUGUUCACUCGUUCCCCCAUGUCCGCUUCAACUCCACAAAGCUGCCAACCAAGCUGAGCGCCAUCAAGACGAUGCGCCUGGCGACGCAAUGGACCAUGCGCAAAGGCAACCCCGAGAACGACCCGCCGCGCGACUUCGCCGCCACCACCUGGGCGGAGAGCAAGGCUGAGCUCGAGGGCGUCGUUGCUAAUGCCGCCUGGGAUUUCUUUGUCGACAAGAACAAGACCAAGACGUAUAACCCAAUUGACUCGGAGGCGGAAAUUAUGAUUUGGCUGGGCAAGGUCGGAAACCCGUACCCGCUGAUGGGCGAUUCCAUUCUCACCAACAUCACUCUUGGCUCAACAGAGUUCUCUCUCUGGUUCGAUGCCAACCAACGUGAUCAAAAGGUCUUCACCUGGGUCACGCGCAACGGCUCCGACGUGACCCAGUUCGACGAGGACAUUACACCGCUGCUCAAGUUUGUUCUGGACUCUGGCGAGAUUGACAGCGACUCAUGGCUCGGUCUGGUCGAGUUUGGCUCCGAGGCAUGGCACUCUCCGGAGAACAUCACCUUCAGCGCAGCUCACUUUAGCAUGGAUCUCGACAACGGUAACAGCGGUUCCAGCAGCGGCAGUGGAAGCAAUGACAACGCGGCUAGAAGAGGCGCGCUUUCGGUGUUGGGCCUGGCUUCUGCGCUACUGCUCUCGCUUUCGGCAUUGGCCAUGUAAACCGCGUCCUUUUUGCUUUGCUACAACAAACAUGUGCGCUUAGAGAGACGAGAUGACGGCUUGGAGUACAGCAUUUGACUGAUUCGUUGAUGAUAUCCGAGUAUUCGAGUAGUACCGCGUUUGAGGCGGUUUGACCUCGAAAAACAUUGCACUUAAUCAAUACAUAAUGGCAUACAGAGAGCAGGAGGAUCCUUUAAUGUCCUUGACACACAAUUCACCAGUAUAUCUGUAAUUUCGCAAUGUGAUAACAUUCAAGAUUCCAG
Colletotrichum phormii is the source of this 1652-nucleotide messenger RNA. RefSeq names its product concanavalin A-like lectin/glucanase domain-containing protein. The transcript has 4 exons. NCBI's taxonomy places the organism in Eukaryota, Fungi, Ascomycota, Sordariomycetes, Glomerellales, Glomerellaceae. The record is from RefSeq and is a predicted model, not a curated record. The coding region runs from base 454 to 1389 and encodes 311 amino acids. Gene Ontology annotation, biological process: polysaccharide catabolic process. Gene Ontology annotation, molecular function: cellulase activity.